Colletotrichum truncatum is the source of this 162-nucleotide messenger RNA. The record is from RefSeq and is a predicted model, not a curated record. NCBI's taxonomy places the organism in Eukaryota, Fungi, Ascomycota, Sordariomycetes, Glomerellales, Glomerellaceae.
AUGCGCACCUCUUCCUUCUUCACGGUGAUUAUCGCCUCUCUGGCCACGAUGGUCAUGGCAACCCCAACUCCCCAAGGGAACGAUUGCGUUUCUGGCUACAUAUGCUUCCAGCGAAACUCUGACGGUCGUUGCACUAUUUGCAAGCCUUCUGGCGGCUCCUAA